Molecule: messenger RNA, 8243 nt
Organism: Chiloscyllium plagiosum (whitespotted bambooshark)
Lineage: Eukaryota; Metazoa; Chordata; Chondrichthyes; Orectolobiformes; Hemiscylliidae
Source: RefSeq, a predicted model, not a curated record
UCCAUUUUUGUUUUUGUUUGGAGCUCUAGGUUCUGAUUCUUUGGGACUUCCCAGCUAGGAACACUUGGACUUGCUGUGAUAAAUGGGAAUCUACCAGUUAACAGCAUGGCCCAGAUAUCCAGUCGGAAUGGAUUCAAGCAGUCAGCACCUGCAACAGUUGGCUACUCUGGGAAGCGAGCUGUUGGCAAAGAGGAAGCCCUGCAAAUGGAGGCUGAAGCCUUGGCUAAGCUGCAGAAGGAGAGAACCCAAAGUUUAAAGGAAGAUCAUCCUGUGCGGUCUGCCAGCAAUGCACGUCAGAAAUCUCCAAAUACCAUCCAAGAAUAUGACCUUAUUCACUUUCCAGAGGCAGAAAUCUCCAAGAAACGAGCUGCUGAUGCUCUAUCUGACCUAGAUAUAGAGAAACUAACUUCAGCUGAACUGGAAAAACUGCUUUUGGACAAAAAUUUUGGACCUAAAAAAAUAACUCAACCUCCUACGUUACCAAAUACUCCUCUUGUAAGUCCAUCGUUCUCAAGUCCGUUUUACAGUCAGGCACUAUUUUCUGGGGGACAGUGGACAAGUGGAAUACAGGUGCCUGUGGUCCAAACAAGUGCUUAUCAUGCAACACCAGUGACAUACCCUAAACAGCCUGAUCCAUUUCAGAAUGGUUUUGGUCCUAGUCCUGGACAGUCUUCAUACCGACCUUCUGAAUCGAUAUAUAUUGGUCUUCAAGGACAUCAGUACAUGCCUUUCCCACUCCAGUCUGCUACACCUGUACACCCUACAGGAGUUCUGCCACCUUAUUCAACAGUACCACCUGAACUGGCAAAGUUAUAUGAUAAAAUAGCCAGUACAUCAGAAUACUUGAAAAACAGCAAGUCGAGCAAUGAUUUGGAAUCAUCCAAUACGAUGGUUCCUAAGUUGCCAGUUUGUGAAAACUCAAAUGAUGUUAGCAAGUUUGACUGGCUAGAUCUUGACCCACUCAAUAAAGCAAGGAUUGAAAACCUGGAGUUGUCGUACAGUUCAACAGAUAUUGAGCCAAAAGUAGAUGCAGGCACUGUAGCUGCAGAUCCUUGGGAGCAAGUGCUACAAAAACAAAGCCCAUUGGAAAGUAGCUCACCUGACAUUAGGAGUGAGGUGGCAUCAUUCAACCAGUCAAGUGGGAAAUCUGCGUCUGGCACUUCAGUGACACGUAGUUUAUCUCUUAACCUACGGUCCACAAGUUCCCAGCUUUCUGACAGCAUACAAGGACAGGGUGACCAAUCUUCACAGGUUGACAAUGGGACCAGUAAUGAUCUUAAAAGCGAAAAUAUUCUGGAACAAAUUUAUUCACAAAAUGAGGAGGUAGCAGCUUUUUGGCGAGAACUUAUUAAAUUACGAUCCACAUUUCCAUAUAGUGACCACUCCACAAAUCCAGGCUAUAUUUUGAGUCCUGUUAUGCUUCACCGUGAUAUGAAUGGAGAAAAUGCUAGUGUGAAGGUCUCCAUAGAGAUUGAAGAGUUUCAGGAGCCGGUCACCUUCACCUGUGAUGUGAGUUCCCACGUAGAGCUUAUUAUAAUGCAGGCUUUGUGCUGGGCGCAUGAUGACCUAAAUAAAGUUGACAUUGGCAGCUACAUACUGAAAGUCUGUGGACAAGAGGAAGUAUUGCAGAAUAAACACUGCUUAGGAAGCCACGAAUAUAUUCAGAACUGUCGCAAGUGUGACGCUGAGAUCAAGCUGCAACUAUUAAACCGCAGUACAAUGUCCAGAGCCAUGUCACGAAUGGCGGAAGAUGAUGAAACACCUACAGAUCUUGAGAAGUAUCUCUGUCGGGUGGAAAAGCCAUUCAAAGACAUUAUUACAAGGCAAUCUCUUGCUGAGCUUCUGGAAGUUUAUCAUACUCGUACUAAAGCAUGUCUUCAGAGAGAAGGGAAACAAUACAAAAUGGUGGAACAGAUUACCCAAUCUGUAAAGGAUAUUUGCAAUGCACUGGAUGGUGCAGAGACCAAGGCUGUCACUGAUGCUGUAAAGAAACUAAAACGUGCUGUUAAUCUACCAAAAAAUAAAACUGUUGAGGUCAAAUCAAAAGAUAACAUUGGUUCAUCUAAUGGUGCAAAGCAUGGAUCUUCACUUGCAGAAAAUCCUGUGAAUGCAAGCAUCCAUGCUCUAACAUUAGCUGUGUACGAUCUGCUACAGCUGUACCUGAGUUCUUUUAGCAGAAACACAGAUGCAACUGGGAGUCUGCCACAAAGUACAAAAUGUACAAAGGAAGCACAGACCACAACAGAACACCUGCAAUUUACACUGUUUGCAGCACAUAGAAUUCCAGGAGCAUGGGUCAGCAGUUUUGAGAAGUAUUUUCUAAUGUGUUCAUUGACACACAAUGGAAAAGAUAUUUUUAAACCAGUGCAAUCUAAGAAAGUUGGGACAUAUCGCAGCUUUUUCUACCACAUCAAGUGGGAUGAACUAAUCAGCUUCCCUGUUCAAAUUGCACAAUUGCCUCUUGAAUCCGUACUGAGUCUUAGCUUGUAUGGAGUUCCAAAUCCCUCAGCAGCAGGAUCACCAGAUUCGAACAAACAGCGGAAGGGACCAGAGUAUCUUGGUCGAGUCUCCAUGCCUCUCUUUGACUUUAAACGGGUGCUGACAAGUGGAACAAAACUGCUUGGUCUGUGUACAUCUAUCCUUGUGAAUCCAAGUGGGACUACCAACAAAAAAGGGAACUCGAUGGAGAGAAUUGUGGUGCAAGUGGACUUUCCAUCAUUCACCUUUGAUAUAGUCUACUGUCCUCCACAACCCAGCCGAAUGGUUGAGCUUGAUUUUGAAACACUCGAUCAAAGUUUCCAGAAACAGCUUCUUGAGGUGUUUGCCAAAGAUUUGACAUAUGAACUUUCCAAGGCAGAGAAAGAACUCUUAUGGGAUAUGAGACAGUAUUGUUUUUCCCACAGUAACAGCCUUCCAAAGUUACUUGCUAGUGCACCAAGUUGGGACUGGGAUACUGUCCCAGAAGUUUACGCUCUGCUGCGUCAAUGGAAACCACUCUCACCUGUUGCUGCCCUGGAACUACUGGAUUCUAAGUUUGCAGAUCAGGAAGUGCGAAACACAGCAAUGAAAUGGAUUGAAGUAAUGAGUGACGAUGAACUCAUUGACUAUCUUCCUCAGUUUGUAGAGGCUAUGAAGCAUGAGUGUUAUCUAGACAACGCAUUAGUGAAAUUCCUUUUGUCUCGAGCUUUGGGAAAUGUUGCUGUAGCACACCACUUAUACUGGUUAUUGAAAGAUUCACUGCAUGAUCCAUAUUUUGGAAUGCGCUAUGAACUUCUCUUAGGUGGUCUGCUAUAUGUGUGUGGAAAAGGUUUGAGACAAGAAUUCGAGAAACAGACCAGAUUGGUACGGAAACUGGGAGUGGUAGCAGAAAAAGUGCGCCAAGCUAGUGGAUCAUCAAGGCAGAUUGUGCUUCAGGAAGGAAUGGAUCGUGUCCAGUCAUUCUUCAAAAAUAAAUGUCGCCUGCCCCUUAAUCCAAGCCUGGUGGCAAAAGAAUUGAAUGUUAAGGCUUGUUCCUUCUUCAGUUCCAAUGCAGUACCACUAAAGGUGACACUGGUGAAUGCUGACCCCCUGGGGGAUGAAAUCAAUGUUAUGUUUAAGAUUGGUGAAGAUUUGCGACAAGACAUGCUUGCCCUACAAAUGAUCAAAAUUAUGGACAAAAUAUGGCUUCAGGAAGGAUUGGACUUGCGCAUGGUCAUCUUCAAAUGUAUCUCCACAGGGAAGGAUAGAGGUAUGGUCGAGCUUGUACCAGCUUCAGAAACACUAAGAAAAAUCCAAGUUGAGUAUGGAGUGACUGGUUCAUUCAAAGACAAACCACUAGCUGAAUGGCUCAGGAAAUACAAUGCCACUGAAGAAGAAUAUGAGAAGGCAUCCGAAAAUUUCAUUUAUUCAUGUGCGGGCUGCUGUGUUGCUACCUAUGUGCUGGGAAUAUGUGACCGUCAUAAUGAUAACAUCAUGCUCAGGUCAACUGGCCACAUGUUCCAUAUAGAUUUUGGGAAAUUUCUGGGACAUGCACAGAUGUUUGGAAGUUUUAGAAGAGAUCGAGCCCCAUUUGUACUGACCUCUGACAUGGCUUAUGUGAUUAAUGGUGGAGAGAAGCCAACCAGCCGAUUUCAGUUAUUUGUAGAUUUGUGCUGUCAGUCCUACAAUCUCCUUCGCAAGCAUGCCAACCACUUCCUCAACCUCCUGUCACUGAUGCUGUCCUCUGGAUUACCAGAACUCACUACUGUGCAGGAUCUAAAGUAUGUCCAAGAUGCUCUGCAGCCACAGACUACUGAUGCUGAAGCCACAAUCUUCUUCACUAGGUUGAUAGAAUCCAGCUUAGGCAGCAUGGCUACCAAAUUUAACUUUCUGAUCCACAAUUUGGCACAGCUACGGUUUUCGGGUUUACCUUCCAAUGAGCAAGCUAUACUUUCAUUCUCUCCUAAAACCUAUUCUCUAAAACAAGAUGGGCGAAUCAAAGAAGUGACUAUUUACACUUAUCAGAAGAGAUAUAACCCAGACAAAUAUUAUAUAUAUGUGGUGAGGGUAUUACGGGAAGGGCAGAUUGCUCCAACAUUCAUCUUCAGAACGUUUGAUGAAUUCCAGGAGCUGCAUAACAAACUGGGCAUCCUGUUCCCUCUUUGGAAACUGCCAGGCUUUCCCAACAAAGUGGUCCUUGGAAGAACACACAUUAAGGACGUGGCAUCCAAGCGGAAGGUAGAGCUGAACAAUUACGUGCAGUGUCUGAUGAAUGGUUCAACAGAAGUAGCUGAGUGCGAUCUCAUCUACACCUUCUUCCACCCACUAAGCCGUGAUGAGAAGGCUGAAGGAAUUGAAGGAAUAGUCAAGCCCUCUGAAAUUGUUUUGCCGAGUCCCAGCACUGGUCAAGUGGGAGGAGAAGUUAAGCUGUCUAUUUCAUACAGGAACAACACAUUGUUCAUUAUGGUAAUGCACAUCAGAGAUUUGGUAACUGAGGAUGGAGCAGACCCAAACCCUUAUGUAAAAACAUAUUUGCUUCCUGACCCACAUAAGAUAACCAAGCAUAAAACCAAGGUUUCAAGGAAAACUGAAAACCCAACUUACAAUGAAAUGUUGGUGUACAGUGGUUACAGUAAAGAAUCACUUGAACAGAGAAAAUUACAGCUGAGUGUGUUAAGUGCAGAGUCGUUGAGAGAGAACGUUUACUUGGGUGGUGUCACAUUAACUCUGAAAGAGUUUGAUUUGAGCAAAGAAACUGUUAACUGGUACAAGCUGACUGCUGUUCCCAGUGUGUAAUACUCCUUCCUCUGUGUGGAAUUGGAACAUAUGGUAAAGACUCUCCUGAAUUUCUACAAAUCUUUUACUUGAAAUGUUUAACUGUGGGCAAUCAGCAAAUUCCAGCUGAUGAACUUCACCAGUGGACCAAACUAUUUUGUUGAAUCACAAAUUUGGUUGCAUGCACUUAAUGUCACCUUCAUUUUUAUACCUAUUUUUGAAUAUUUCAGAUUUAAAUGAUGGGGAUCUGUGUGCCAAAGUAAAAUACUGAAGCACUUCGCUGCUUGUGAGCAAGAAAUGGUGCCUUUCACUGUCACGGCUACAAACUCUGUUAUAUUAAAGGUGCUAGUUUCACUGACCUACUCAAAGGCACAUAACAUUUCCUGGGUAAAGCACCAAUGAUAUUAGCCACUAGGCAUUAAUUGCCAUAAUUGCACAUUACAGAAUUGCUUUAAGUAGAUCUGAAUAGAAAAGGAUACAAUUAGUAGUAAUCAUUUUAUGUAGGACGUGUUUAGAAUAAAGAUUCGUCGUUUGAAAAUACUUUUUUCUGUAAACACUAAUUCUGUACUCCGAUUGUACUCUCAAAGCAGGUUUUCUUUUAACUGAAAUUUUAGUUUUGUAUACAGCCACACCACUUUGUUUUGUGCUCUGUGAGCGGAGACUGUUCAUUUGUGCUGGAGGUGGUUUAUAGGGCAAAAGCAUUCAAUGGCAUUGAAGAAGAGCCAGCAUUAAUAACCACUGCAGAUAGACAUUUAAUCCAUGCCGGUGCAAAACGUGUGUGGGGAAAAAUUGCACAAACAUCUACCAGUUCACAGGUAGAUCAUUAAAUCAGUUGUGCGAUAGGUGAGGCAACCAGAAGUGUAUUUAAAAAGUAAAUGUUAGGAUGAAGUUAUGAAUUCAACAAAAGCCUGUGCUAUCCUACUUAUUAGUGAAUCCAACUUUCAAUAAGGAUAUUGACUUCUGAGUCACUUAAGUAUUACUGCUCCCACCAUUUCAAAGAUUUACCCUGCAUAAUGAACAGUGGAUCUCUCAAAAGUAUGUUUUCAAAUUUUACGUUGAGCCAUUUCUAUUAAAAUAAAAUAAAGCCAAUUAACAAACCAAGUGCUCAGAACCUUUUAAAUAUAAAGCUGAAUAGUUAUAAUUGAAAAGGCACAUCAAAGAUGAAUUCAAAUAUCUCUCUCUGGUGUGGACACCUAUAUUUUGCUGAAAUUCAUUGGUAAAGAAGCAUGAAGUGACAAUUUUACAAAAACUAUAAUAUGGAGUGGAGGAAAUAAAACUAAACCUUACUCAACGCAGUGAUUGACCCGACUGGGUUUUGGAUUGCAUUCUACAGCUUCCACUAUAGCAAAUAGCUGUAAAAUGGUUAGUCAGCACCAGAAGUGCUAUCUAAGUAAUGAGUUUUAACUGAAAGCUAAAGAUGAAUAUAUAUUCUGAGAAACUGACAGUUGAAACUGUGUGUUUACUGUUGUCCCUUUAGCUUUAAAUUCAGUCUGUUGCUGCUGUCCCAAAAAAGAUUGUACAUUCACAUGGAGCUGUGCAACAAUCCUUAACAACACGCUUGCACCUGGAGCAGCAGCAAAUGCAAGAUUUGUGGCUCUUGGAAAUGCAGAAUUGUUCAUGAUUGAAAACUGGAAGUACUUUGUACUUACUGACAUCAUUCUCUUCCUCUGCAGCAUUCAAAUCCAGUACAAUACUGGUAGGCUAAGAGCUUUCCCAGCAAUCUGCAAAUCAUUCUGCACAGACAUUGUUCUUGCAAGCUUGCAGUUGUCCUGUGUAACCAUGGAUAUGUCUGCAUAAGCCAAAUUUGCACAAACUGACCAUGCAGUGUUUUGUUAUUUUGUAAUAUCAUGUUAGGUUUGAACUAAUGGGUAACGAAAUAAAAAUAAAAUCUCUUCAGCUAUGCUAAUGUUAGAAGUCUGCAGCAAAUGAUAAAUGUUGCAUUUAACACAGCUUAAUCUGCAUUAUGAAAAUGUUGCUGUUUAUAUAAGUAGAUAAGGUCUUCAAGCUGUGACUUCUAACUAUUCAAAUUCAGAUCUACUGCAUGGCCCACUGCAGUUUCCUAUGUGUUUUAAAAUCCAAUUUUAAAUUGUCUAACCAAAAAGAAAGAAGUUAGUCAUUCCAUGGAAAGAAUACUACCUUUAAAGUUGAGGGCAAUUGAACUGAUAAAUGUAGGUUUAAGUUAGUGAGUUGAAGGGCAAAUCCGAGCAAAAGUUUGCUCUUUUGACAGCAAGAGAAAUAGUGAACCAUUUUGACAAAUACCAGUUCAUUCAGAAUGAAAUUUUUCCAUCCACCUUACUGUUACAACUGAAUGUGCAAAGAAGUUGCUCAUUAGAUUUCAUCUUUGGAAAGAAUGAAAUGUUGCUGCUUUUUUAAUGUAAAUAUCUUUGUUUUAAAAUUCUGAAUAUUCAUUGACUAAAGGCUUUAAAAAAAAACAAUUUAAAAUUAAUAGUUGACAGUUGGUGAUGGUUUGCCUCAAAUGGGUAGCAGAAGGGCAACUGAAGCACCUUUGCAACAACUGAGCGAUGAAAUCGAAGAGAUUAUAUUCAUUUAUACUGGGUUGAAUUUAGGACUCAGAGACUAAAUUUUAGCCUUAAAAAAUAUGACUGCCUUUCUGUCUUAAUCAUGCUAUCAUUAAUAUUUGCAGAGAUUACACAUUCAAUCUUUGCAGAUUAGUUCUUAAGUGGGAGACAUUGACAUUGCAGCAAAUGAUCAAUGUGAGAGGGAGAAUAUCACACUAUUAUGGUAAUUGUGAUCAUCAGUAAAUGUUGACUGUACCAAGUGUGAAUAUUAGCUGAACAUGAAGCACUGGGGAACCAAAAAUGUUGGCUUGACCGAUGUACAUUGCCCUCCACUCUUAAGAAUCCAAUGUAUGUCCAAAUCAUGUUUAUCUUUUUACUCAAAGAUGUACAGUAUUUCUGUCUAAAUCCUGUCCACACCAUAAUGGACUAAAUGUGACUCCAUAACUACAUUAAAUAUGUAACUUGUUUUUAAUAAAGUCAGUUUCAAAAUUA